This is a messenger RNA of Dermacentor silvarum, 6453 nucleotides long. RefSeq names its product transmembrane protein 19. Bases 226 to 1200 code for a protein of 324 amino acids. Lineage: Eukaryota; Metazoa; Arthropoda; Arachnida; Ixodida; Ixodidae. The transcript is spliced from 6 exons. The record is from RefSeq and is a predicted model, not a curated record. Gene Ontology annotation, cellular component: membrane.
UUUUCGCAUGCCGCUCUGCUUGUAGGCUCGUUUGACGGGUGUUUCGUGUAUGUGUGUGCGGUGUGUGUGUCUGCGAGCGCACGGCAAAUCUGCGGCACCGAGCAGCGACUGUGUUUGGUUUCACGGCUGUCAGCGCUAGCAGUCGUGCUCGGAACACUGCGAUGAAAUUAACGACACUUUUACGAAAAGUAGUGUAACAUCUGAGCCUUUUCUUUUUUCCAUAACAUGCUUUUAGUUAUCCUGCUCGCUGUGACAUUACCUCUAUCACUGGCCAUUUGGUCCUUGUCAGUAGUUUCAUCUUGGUACACAGAAAGUGUAGCGCCGCCCACUCCUCUCCGGUUCUUUUUUUCCGCGUUUAUCCCCAUUUUAAUAUCGGCUUGGGGAUACAAGAGGAAAAGUCUCGACCUUUCAGGAGCUCUAUGUGGUGUGGUGGUCGGUUUCGUAUUGACGUUAAGCAGCUACCUUUUCCUAGCGAGCCUCUUCGCCUUCUUUAUCACAUCCUCUCGAGCAACAAAGUUUAGGUCCGAGCUGAAAAGAAAGUUUGAACCAGACCAUAGAGAAGGAGGGCAGCGCAACUGGGUCCAGGUGCUUUGCAAUGGUGGUAUCGCGACUGAGUUUGCGCUGCUGUAUGUGCUGGAGUGUGGGAUGGGCGAAAGGCUGGCCGAUCCAAGCAAUGCCUGGCAGUGCACCAUCCUCUCGCUGGCCGUGCUCAGCGCCUUAGCUGAGAGCUGUGGAGACACGUGGGCAUCGGAAUUUGGUAGUGUGCUCUCCAGGGGAGAUCCUUUCCUCAUCACGUCAUUCCAGAGAGUGCCCAGAGGAACUAACGGGGGCGUUUCCCUGGAGGGCCUGUUGUUCAGCGGCUUGGGUGGGGCCUUCAUAGGCCUGAUUUACUACAUUGCUAUGGCUCUGUUUGUGGGUCCGAGCAGCCUACAGGCAGCCUCGGCCCAGUGCCUAGUCAUUCUGGUUGGCACCCUGGCGGGCUUCCUCGGAUCCCUGCUGGACUCUUUCCUCGGGGCCACUCUGCAGUUCUCAGGUGUGCACACCAAGACAGGCCGGAUAGUCGAACGUCCUGGACACAACGUGAAGCGCAUCUGUGGUGCCAACAUCCUUGACAAUCACUCGGUCAACCUUUUGUCCAAUCUGGUCACAGCUUUCACAGUACCCUUGAUUUCAGUGAAGUUGUAUUCAUUCCUUCGCUGAUCUGCAUUUCUCAGACUCCUUUUGAUGCUGCUCUGCUGAUUAAUGAGCCAAGCAGAAUCUUUUGGGUGUUGUCUCAUUAAUGGUGAUAAAGAUUGCUUGUUUUGUGUGUGCAGGAUAUUUAUUUUUAUUUUGCCUGCUCAUGCCGCAUGGUGUGGUGCGGUGCACAAAAAUGGCACAGGCAGUAGGAUAUGACUUUUCGUUGGUGUCAGCUUAGUCAGUCCUAAGCACAUCUUCUGCUUAACGUCCUUUGAAUUGUUUGGGGGAAAUAGUGGAAUCGAGGCGACGAAUUCUUGCGUUCAAACAACCCACUGUACUGGAAGUUUUGACAAAAAUAUCAAUAUCAAACAAAUGUGGUAGCCUGUCAUUUGUUUGUGUAAUCAUGAAGUGUUUUGUUUUAUUCUACCUGCCUCAUUGCUUUAAUAGGUUUUUUUUUCCUCUUUCAGAGAAAAAAGUAGAUGCCACGUACCUACUAGCAAGUUUCGUGAAAUUUAACAAACCUUGUGAGCUGCGUGCCUACUUUUCACCGUAGAGGUCAUACCAUAUUGUGGUUUUGUUGUUGUGCCAGGCUGAUCUAAAUUCAGAAGGUGUGGCUGUAGUGCAUUAUCUGACCAAGAAGCCAUAGCUUUGUGAAUUCUAAAUAAUCCAAAGGUUGAGUUGCAUGGUUUCAGUAGUAAAGAAAUUUAAUUGCCGUUAAAGCAGUGCAGUUGCCAGCCGAUAAUUUGUACUCGACGGGAGCCGCUGAAAAGUAAGAAAAAUAGGGAGUUUGAAAUAUCGGAUUUGCCGAAAAAAAUUUCAGGGGUGAUUUAGUGGUAAAUGCGAGAGCGAUGUGUUAGGCAUGACGUUGCACCUCUUUGAGGUCCCAGAUCCGUGAUCUAAAGCGCAUUCACCACAUUGCAAAGUGUUGUUCAGGAGCUCAGUCGACAAAAGUCCUGCCUCUCUGUGGAGUGAAGUGCAACUGACAGUGGUUUGGAGCACACCACCGUUAGUUGCACCAUAUAUAUAUAAUAUAUAUAUAUAUAUAUAUAUGUGCACACACACACACGCAUAUGCACUCUUCUAAGCUCUUCCAAUCCCAUCUCUACCAUGUGACCGGCUUCACACACACACACACACACUUUUUUCUGCUGAGACACUCCCAAUGCAAACACUAAAAUUGGCUUUAUUUCACAAAGGGCCAAAUUAAGAAGCUUGUCAACAUGUUGCUACGUGCACAUGCGCUUGCAUGUGGCCUAGUCAGUCUGUAUUUCGACCAUUAUCAUGCUAUUGCUACUGAUAGACGAAAGUACCAUCAAUGGACGCAACAAAUCUCCAUUCUCUGGUACCGUAACUGUAGUCGACUAUGCUGUGAUAGCUUAAUAAUUGUGGUUUUAUUCGCUACAUGCACUUACCUCACUUAAUUGCCACCAUCAUCGGCGCAGACAUUGAGGGCGACGUUUGCAGCCUCUUUAAGCAGCUUGAUGAUAAUGACCGACAAAAAUUCCCAAUAGCAAUCAAAGAAGUCACCCAGGACCUUGUCGCUAUUCCAGGACAAGCCGCAAAUCCAGCCUUAGAACCUAGCAGCAUAGCUUGGCUUGUCCCAUGCUUUGGCUAUGGCCAGGGACUACUGGUUUGACUAGGUUUUGCUAAUAUUUGUUUCGAGAAGGUCCAGGCAACAAGGCCAACACUCAUGUCGGCCAACAUUAUGUCAGCAGUGUGUAUCAAAGUAGAAAUCUAGCUCUUGGCCAGAUUAGCAUGCGGUUGAGCAGGCCAAGUCCGAAUUAUUGAAUGGAAUGCUGUAAGGUAACUGAAAAAGUGGUUGUCAUUAUGCAUUAAAUCUAAGGGGACUGGGGCAGUGCAGCAAAGCUAUCUGAAUAAUCAAGUACGUCCAAAUUAUCAUUGUCUGUAUCAUCGGUUGGCAACUGUAUUCUGAUGUUCAAUGUUCCCAGUUGAUCAGGAAGGUUCGGUUUGCCAGCUGACUUAAACCAAGAGAUUUGGCAAAACUGGCAAGCAACAAUAUUGGAGCAGGCAAGUUAGUUUGAGUAAUUUUCUGUGUGAUAUUUUUUAUUUUCCAUGUUUCAACUUGAAAAGUUGCUUUUUCUUGUGUUCAUACAGAUGGUUGUGUAGAGACUUCAGUUACGUGUUUUAGACAGCCUUAUUUAUGCGUACACAUGCAAAAGUAAAUAGAAACUCCUAUUUGUCUUUUGAUCUUUACUUAUGCUCCAUCCAGUAACAUUAUUGUUGCUAACAUUUUUACAGGCGUCUACCAUCGGCCUCUACCAUCAUAUAGACAAAUGAUAUAUGAAUGGGACAAUUUAAACACAAAAGAAGGCUAAGAUUUCAUUUAUGUAAUAAAGUUGUUGCAUUGUUAUAACGAAAAUUGAUGUGGCAAUUUGCCCAUACACAGAAUAGUAUAGUGUAUGUCAAAGUUUUCAUUAGGCUUGCUUAUACAGUCGAAUCUUGUGACAAAAAACAUGGAUAGUAAUGAAUUCGUGAAUACACCAAACUCUUGUUGAAAUUUUACAAGAUUCGCACAUAUAUAAGACUUUCUAAGGAAUUGGUAUGUGCACAUUUUAAAUUAUACCAAACUAUUCAGUUCUGCAACUGGCUCAAUAUGGGCACAUAAGGCAGGCUUUGCCACUGCACACCGAUAGUUGGCAGUGGCACUGCAGGCACGAGUGACUCAUUCUCUCAAGCAUCUACAAAAUUUUCGUGUCUAAUGUGCUGAGAGUGCUACUCAGCAUAACAGUGUAAAUACUCGAUGGCGUGGUCAGUGUCGUAGCAUGACCUCCUAGAUCUGGUGGCAUGCUCAGGUGGGCCGAAAAUGUCGGAGGCUGUGCCCACCCUUUCCCCCAAUCUCUGAAGUCAUGCCUGUAAGUGUUACUGGUUCCACGAUGCGAGGGGCGCAUCAUUGCACAUGGUUCAGCGUCCGGCAUGGCAGGAAACACUAAAAAGCGGAAAGCUCUGACAUAUGUGGGGCAGUUGCACUAAUCUUAAAUAAUUUUACCUCCUAAUUUUAUACUAUAACGAGAGAAAGGGGAAAAAGGAAAGAUUACUCAGGCUGUGUCUGGUUGGCUACCCUGCACUUGGUGAAGGUGAAAGGGCAAAGAUAGAUUGAAAAAAAAAGAAAGAUGGAGACAAUAAAGUGGCAGUUGAUAUGAGCACUCUCAGAGAAAUAUUCGCUGACAGUCGCAGGCGUUCAUACAGUUCAGUUGCCUUCAAAAGGUGCAAUAGGGCUUUAAGGGCCUUGUGCACAAAAGAGUGCUUAUGCUUAGGCCAUAAUCCACUCUCCGAGGAAUAGAUCCUGGAACCGUCAUCCAAAUGCCUGGGACUAGCUUGUAGAGCACAUUGUUGAGCGUUGAAGGCUGGGAAUUGGCACCGAAGGUGCUCUAUUGUCUUGUAGCACCCACAAGAAUUGCAUGCAGUGCUGUAGGCCAUUCAGAUGAGGAAUGAAUAAGCAUUCGUAAGUGCGAUGCCCAACGAGAUGAGACACAAUAAAGUUGUUUCGUGAUGGGAGAGUCUGGUGGUAUGCGAAGACGCAAGUAAGGGUCGAUCGUGUGAAUACAAGUGGGAGUUGGUGAAACCCGGUGAAUUCCAUUGUCAAAGUGUGAUGUGUGGUGGGCAAGGGAUUUAAGUUGCUGCGCAGCAUUUAUUCUCAAGGUGGUAUAGGCACACGCAGAUCUUGUUGACGAGCCGAGCACGCAGCUUUUGCGCUGUUGUUGCCACCAAUUCCGAAGUGGCUCAGCAGUCAUCGAAAUAGAAUGUCAGGUCUGUGUUCUGCUAUACCGAACUAGGUUGGAAUCUAAUGUGGUUCAAGUGUGUGUGCCUGCAUCAGGUAUAUUGUUCCAUUUUUUUACUGGGCCUUUUAAUUUUUCUUUUAAGUUCUUUUGUCCACAUCAAUGUACGUGCAGUUAAGCGAAGUGAUAGGGUGUGCAUUGAUAGCAGUUGGCGUCAUUGUGGUGACAGUACUAAAUGGGGAUAGGUUGAUGGGGCAAAGAGUAGAGGGUCUGGAGGGGCUUAAUUUUUUUUUAUUGCUUUACAACAUUGUGUGCAUUACUCACAUGUACACAAAUAAGAACCACAUUUGUAAAGUUCCCAACGUUAGACUUGUCUCUCAACAAUAGCAUGACAGCCUCUACCCUUUUUAGUGCUUUCUUUUGCAUUUUAUAUUACAAUGCCACAGUUAAAGCAAGCCACGGUGGCUGAUUGAAUGGUUGGGACAAGUGAGCUACUGUUUCAAUUUUCUUUUACACUGCUGUGCCGCUCAUAGGUCAGGUGUAAUAACCGUGUUGUCUUACUUCUAGCCUGAAUACGAGAACAAAACCAAAGGAUCAGAACUGCUUCCCUGUUUUCCGCAAGUUAACUUGCUGCGAUUAGGAGGCUAUGCACACACAGCAAUAUCAAGAGAAGCUUCUAUUUAUGUUUAUCUGUGUCCCCAGUCAGUACAUUUUCUCAGAAGAAUGUUUCUUUUUUUUUUCUUUAUUACAUACUAAGUGGUGCCUUGAAUAGUUAAGCAAGAACAACUUUUGCAAGCAAGUGCAGCUCGCAGUGAGCCACCACUUUCCCCUCUUCAGGUGCAUGCAAGAAUGGCAGCAGGAAAUGAGGUGCUGGUGGGCCAACGCAGAAAGUUGGCAACAGGAGUCUCUUUAAGUGAGGAAGAGGAAAGCGUGUGAAUUUGGGAAUUCAAGCGCGAGAUGCUAAGGCCAGCCAUUGGUAGCGUAGGAGAGAAGUGCUAAUCAAAUUGAGCUAAAAUUUUAGAUAAAGAAAUGGUGCUUCGUGAUAUAGUACAAAGAGCAGAUGACACAUUAGAGCACUUGUGUGCAUUGUCUGCUUUUCUUCCCAUAAAAAGGGCCUAUUUACUUCGUUGCCAAAAUUGAUGUUUGUUGAAGAUACAAGUGCCGACGAACCAGGCACAUCGACUGUGCGGUGUAGCGAGGUGAAAUCAUUGAGCCUAGCAUGGGCACCUGAUUGCACAGUGCUUGACGUGUUUAAUUCCCACUUUGACUCUGGCUUGUAACUGGGUAGCUGAGCACUGCAAAAGUGGUCUCUUUAAUUUGCCGAGGACACCACUGUACAAAGAGAAGCAAAAUGACUAUAAUGCUAUCAUUUGGCGAGCAAGCGCACUUAAAAAUGUGCUUACCUUUGCAUACAGGUGCCUAUAUUUGAGAUGUCAUUGCAAAUCUUGUGCCAUGAAUAUAUUGCUCAGUCGUUCCUGGUGGAUCACGCCCAGUGCAUGUGUGACUUUAAAAUACCUGCCACAGAAGCUGGAAAAGAAAA